GUCUGCACCGUUCACACAACUUCAGCGGCUGGAAUUUCGAUCGUCGUAUUCACUGCGAUGUUCUAUGGCAGAAACAUAUAGCAGAAGUUUAUUACUAAAAUCUGGUUACAAGUGUGUGCAGUAGUGUAUGUAUUUCAUGGUUAUCAAUAGCCAGGGUUACCGUAUACGAUUCGCGAACGAUCUAGUCUCUACAGGAUUAGGAGUGCACACAACGAAACUCCGAUUUGAUAAUAUUGUUCCGUGUUCGGUUUUAGAUCUAGGCUACUAUAGACUGUAGAGAUCUACCCGUUCUCAAUUAUAGAACUGCGUCUGGUUUUGCGUGAAAUGUUUGUUGGACUGAUGCGAAUCGAAGAAUGGAUUUUUACUUUUUAUCUUGGUCUUGUCUUGGCCCGCGAUCUGUGUGUAGGCUAGUCUGCCAGUCUAGAUUCUAAAAGUUAGUAAAAUCUGGAGUGAAUUUUAAUUUUCUAGCUGUAACCUUCUAGGCUGGUUAAUCUAUGUACUGUAUUUUUAUUAUAAUUCAAACAACUGAUAGUGAUAGCCUACUACUAGAAUAGGAUAGAUAAUUCAUACAAAUCAUAGAGUCAGUAAGUGUGAGCACUGAUAAAUUUUAGUCUAUAAUUAUAAUAAUACGAAUAAUAAUUAAUAUAGAUGUGUACUAGUCAGUAGUAGUCUAAUUGUCUAGCCAAUUAUUAAUUAAUACGAAACAACUUCAUGCAGGUGUAAAACUAUGCUGACUACAGACUCACAUUAAAUUAUUAGGCCUACAUGGAUCUAGAUCUAGCCUGAUAUUGAAAACUGAGGAGUCUAUCUUCGACCUGGAUUAAAAUAAUACUAUUAUAUUAUUAGACCCUUGCCAAUCAGUGACACUGUGUAACUUGCGGAUUUUGAACUGGAAAAUCUCUGCAUCUUAUCUAUAAAUAAAACUGCAGAAUUCAAACUGUCAGUAGUUAUCUAGUGGCUACCAUACUUUUUUUUUUUUUGUUCUUGCGAUUAAGUUACACUCAAAAGACUAACACAAGGCAAUUCACUCUCAAAUUAUAACUGGCAACAAAUCAUAUUCAAAAUGGCUGUUUCAUUUGUACCAGAUUUAUAUUCAGCAAAGUCUACAAAGAGUACAAUGAAAAAAUAUGUUAUCUUUUUAUUGUGUGCAAUCCUUGCCUUUGAAAAUGUACCUCAAGCUUUCGCAGAGACACUUGUUUCUUCUGCAAAUACUGGUACAAGCAGUGCAAUAAAUAUUACGCAAGAAUGUACACGCGAAGCAACAAAAUGUAAAAAAGGACUUAUUCUUCCACUUUGGACACCAGUUAGUGGUCUUAGCAGUGGGGACAAAGCAGCAAGAGCAACAGUUUACAUGGCUGCCAUGAUUUACAUGUUCCUUGGUGUUUCCAUUAUAGCUGACCGUUUUAUGGCUGCUAUUGAAGUCAUUACUUCUAAAGAAAAGGAGGUGGUAGUGAAAAAAUCAAAUGGUGAAACAACUGUGGUUAAUGUAAGAAUAUGGAAUGAAACAGUUUCCAAUUUGUCGCUAAUGGCUCUUGGCUCUUCAGCUCCAGAAAUUCUGCUCUCAGUUAUAGAAGUAUGUGGUAACCAAUUUAAUGCUGGAGACCUUGGUCCAUCCACCAUUGUUGGAAGUGCUGCAUUUAACUUGUUCAUAAUUACUUCAAUUUGUGUUUACUGUGUACCAUCUGAUGAGGUUCGACGCAUAAAACAUUUACAUGUUUUCUUUAUCACUGCCUCAUGGAGUGUGUUUGCUUAUCUUUGGUUGUACUUUAUUCUUUCUGUAAGUUCCUAUGGAGUUGUGGAUGUUUGGGAAGCUGUUCUAACCUUUUUAUUCUUUCCUAUCACGGUUGUAACAGCUUAUAUUGCAGACAGAAAACUCUUAGUCUACAAAUUUUUUUCAAAAAAAUACAGGGCGAGUGAUAGAAAAGGCGUUGUUAUUCAGUCAGAAGGAUUUGGUGAUCAAGAGAUGGGCGACGGUAAAAGUAAUCAUCUGGGAGAUGAUGUAGAUUUUAAGGGACUUAAUUCAGAAGAUUCUGAAGUUCGGGAGUUUGAAAAGCAUAGAAUGGAAUAUAUAGAAAUUAUGCGAGAAUUGAGAAAGAAACAUCCAAAUGUUGACAUGAAAACACUAGAAGAGAUGGCUGAAUAUGAAGCUGUUAAUCGUGGCCCUAAAAGUAGAGCUUUCUAUAGAAUUCAAGCUACCCGUAAACUAACAGGAAGUGGAAAUGUAAUUAAGAAAGCUAAAGUAGAAACAAGAACAAGUGGAAGUGAAACAAAAGCUGAUAUUAAAGAUAUAGAUCCAGUCACUAAAGUUUAUUUUGACCCUGGUCAUUACACAGUGAUGGAAAAUGUUGGUUCAUUCUUCUUGACAGUUACUAGAGAAGGAGGUGAUUUAUCUAAGACUGUGUAUGUCGAUUUCAAAACGGAAGAUGGUACUGCCAAUGCAGGAACUGACUUUGAAUAUGCUGAGGGAACACUUGUCUUUUAUCCUCUGGAAACUCAUAAACAAUUUUCUGUAACUAUUAUUGAUGAUGAGCUUUUUGAAGAGGAUGAACAUUUCUAUGUCCAGCUGAGCAACCUACGAUUAGGUGAUUCACAAGGUCUUUUUGAAAGUGAUCGUGUAAAGAGUAUAGCACAGAUUGUCAACCCAGCAAUGGCUACUGUCAUGAUUCUUGAUGAUGAUCAUCCUGGUAUCUUCCAUUUUGAAGAAGAAGACACACAUGUUACAGAAUCAAUUGGUGAAAUGCAUGUGAAGGUAGUUCGUUCAUCUGGUGCCAGAGGCACAGUUAAAAUACCCUAUACAACAAUUGAUGGUACAGCCAAAGCAGGAAAGGAUUAUGAAUUGGUAGAUGGAGAGCUUACCUUUGAAAAUGAUGAAACAGAACAAUUUGUACGUAUCAGGAUUGUGGAUGAUGAAGAAUAUGAAAAAAAUGAGCUAUUUUAUGUGACUUUAGGAGAACCAUAUAUAGCGAAAAAAGGCUCAGGUAAAUCAAGUGAUAAAGACUCUGGUGCAGAACUUGUACCUGAGGAUGAAAAGUUAGCUGAUUUAGCUAAGCCAAGAUUAGGGGAUAUUGUAAAGAUGACAGUACACAUUACAGAAAGUGAGGAAUUUAAGAAUGUUGUUGAUAAACUGUUGAAAAAGGCUAAUGUGUCUCUUGUAGUUGGAACUUCUUCAUGGAGGGAACAGUUUGUAGAGGCAAUUACAGUUAGUGCAGGAGAUGAUGAAGAUGAUGAUGAUUCUGAGGAAAAACUUCCAUCCUGUUUGGAUUAUGUCAUGCAUUUCCUCACACUCUUCUGGAAAAUAUUGUUUGCUUGCGUUCCUCCAACAGACUAUUGGGGUGGCUGGGCAUGUUUUAUUGUGUCUAUAUCAGUAAUUGGAUUAUUAACAGCCUUCAUUGGUGAUCUAGCAUCUGGUUUUGGCUGUACUGUUGGUUUGAAAGAUGCUGUGACAGCUAUUUCAUUUGUGGCUUUGGGAACAAGUGUCCCAGAUACUUUUGCUAGUAAGGUGGCUGCUAUCAAUGAUAAGUAUGCAGAUUCUUCUAUUGGUAAUGUGACUGGAAGCAAUGCUGUCAAUGUAUUUUUAGGUAUUGGUGUCGCAUGGACAAUGGCUGCUAUAUAUCACGCAUCUAAAGGCGAGCCAUUUAGAGUAGAUCCAGGUACUCUUGCCUUCUCAGUGACAGUCUUCUGUGUCCUGGCUGUAAUUUGUAUAAUAAUUCUAGUAUGUAGGAGAUGCAAAAUGGUUGGAGGUGAGCUCGGUGGGCCAAACAAAUUCAAGAUACCAACAGUUUUUAUAUUAGUUACUUUCUGGAUUAUAUACAUAAUGCUAUCAUCAUUGGUAUCUUACUGUUAUAUUCCAGCCUUUUAAUGAGAGAAAGAAAUGGCCCUUUGCCUUUGUUAAUUAUUAUACCAUCCAGCCCACAUUCGAAUUUAUAUGGCACACAAUACUCAGGAUUGUGCAAGGAUUGUGCAUGGUCCUUUUAAUAGGACUAGUCUUUAGGUAUCUACAUAUUUUAGGAUUGAUGACAUAUAGAGUAUUGGGAAAGGAAGUCACAUUUUUAGAAAUUGAUGCAGUAUUGUGAUGGUAAAGAUUAUUUAUGUUAGAGAUUUUAUAUUUGCAUAUAUUAUAUGUUAUAUACAAUGGCUAGGGGGAAAAGACAUUUGAAAGAAGAGUAACAGAGGUUUUUGGUGUUAAAUUUCCCAAAUAGAUCAUAUUGUACAUUAUAUUAGCUUUCAGAAUAUGUGAAAAACACCUUAGUAAUACCAGAAGAUGAAUUGUUUAUAUAUAAAUGUAUCUAGUUUA
Patella vulgata (common limpet) is the source of this 4294-nucleotide messenger RNA. Its product is annotated as sodium/calcium exchanger 1. The transcript has 7 exons. The coding region runs from base 1064 to 3859 and encodes 931 amino acids. Gene Ontology annotation, molecular function: calcium:sodium antiporter activity. Gene Ontology annotation, cellular component: sarcolemma; axon; postsynapse. Gene Ontology annotation, biological process: sodium ion transmembrane transport; cell communication; calcium ion import across plasma membrane. The record is from RefSeq and is a predicted model, not a curated record. Lineage: Eukaryota; Metazoa; Mollusca; Gastropoda; Patellidae.